CAUGAGGAAAUACAGCUGGAACAGUUUCAAGGAUUUAGUUUUCAAAAAUCAAGCUGUUGUUGAACAGGACCCACAUAUGGAUGCUGGGGAUGAAAACACUGAGCGUGGGAACUGGUCCAGCAAGAGGGAUUACAUCCUCUCUAUGAUUGGCUAUGCUGUUGGACUGGGAAAUAUCUGGAGAUUCCCAUAUUUGGCCUAUAGAAAUGGCGGAGGUGCCUUUCUUAUCCCUUACUUUUUGAUGUUGGUGGUGACUGGAAUUCCUCUUUUCUUCAUGGAAAGCGCCUUCGGUCAGUUUUGCAGCCAAGGUCCGAUUAACAUAUGGAGAGCCGUACCAAUCCUACAGGGUGUUGGCAUCGGCAUGGUUAUGGUGACUCUCAUAGUAUCCAUCUAUUACAACGUCAUCAUCUGCUACAGCCUGUACUACAUGUUUGCCUCCUUCCAGUUUCCUCUGCCCUGGUCCAGCUGCUCCACCUGGUCUACCAGUAACUGCAGCGAUUCACCCAUAGUGUAUUGUAAUAUUAGUGGUGUUUUGGUGGCCAACUGGACUCAGCAGGAAAACAGCACAUGUCCUUCAUCCAGUAUGGUCACAGAUCCAGUGCAAAGCCCGAGUGAGCAGUACUGGGACCGUGUGGCUCUGCAGAGAUCCAGUGGUCUAGAUGAAACAGGACCAGUAGUUUGGCACUUGGCCCUCUGUCUGCUGCUGAGCUCUUUAAUCGUCUGUGCAUCACUCAUUCGAGGCAUCAAGUCCUCAGGCAAAGUGGUGUAUUUCACAGCUACAUUUCCCUAUGUGGUGAUUCUGAUUCUGCUGGUCCGAGGUGCGACACUAGAGGGAGCUAGAGAUGGGAUAGAGUUCUACAUUGGUUCUCAAUCCAAUUUGACUAAACUGACAGAAGCCCAGGUCUGGAAAGAUGCAGCAACUCAGACCUUCUACUCUCUCUCGAUUGGCUGGGGAGGAGUCAUGACUCUCGCUUCCUACAACAACUUCCACAACAACGUGUUCAAAGACGCUUUUGUUGUAACACUAACAAAUGCUGGUACCAGUGUUGUGGCAGGCUUUGCCAUAUUUUCAAUCUUGGGCCAUAUGGCUCACAUCUACAAAAUGCCUGUUGGAGAAGUGGUGAAAGAAGGAUUUGGCCUGGCAUUCAUUGCAUAUCCAGAUGCUCUAUCUAAGCUUCCUAUUUCCCCUCUCUGGUCUGUUUUGUUCUUCUUCAUGCUUUUGACUGUUGGUCUGGACUCUCAGUUUGCAGGGAUAGAGGUGAUCACUACAUGCCUGCUUGAUGGCUUCCCUAAAAUCUUCAAAUCCAGACGUGCUUUAUUGACAAUAACGACAUGUUCUGUUCUCUACCUGCUGGGUCUGCCCUGUGUCACAAGAGCAGGGAUAUAUUGGGUGACUCUUAUCGACCAGUUUGUCGCCAGCUGGGUGCUGCUUUUUUUGGCCCUCUUUGAAGUCAUUGGCAUUGCCUACAUUUACGGAGGAAAUCGUUUUAUUAAAGACAUUGAGAUGAUGAUUGGAAAUAAGAGUUUCGCCUUCUGGCUGUGGUGGAGAGCAUGCUGGUUCUUCAUCAGCCCCUGCAUCAUUGUGGUGAUCCUGGUCUGGUCUGUGAUUACACUCAAACCCCCCACCUAUGGAGAUGUGCUGUACCCUGCAUGGGGCUUGGCUCUGGGCUGGUGCAUGGCUGUGUUUGUCCUCCUUUGGAUCCCCAUCAUUGCUGUGUAUAAGCUGGUGAAAGCAGAGGGAGGCCCCUGGAAGCGUCUGAAGUCGAUGUGUUCGCCUGCUGAAGAAUGGCAUCCCUACCUGGACAACCAUCGAGGAGAACGUUACUCUGAAGAACGCUGCAGAAACAGGGAAAAAAAAGAAAAAGCACCAGAAGUGAAUGUUAAUGUGAUCUCUAGCUCAUGGCUUUGA
Molecule: messenger RNA, 1906 nt
Organism: Cheilinus undulatus (humphead wrasse)
Lineage: Eukaryota; Metazoa; Chordata; Actinopteri; Labriformes; Labridae
Gene: slc6a14
Product: solute carrier family 6 member 14
Exons: 15
Coding region: 2-1906 (634 amino acids)
Biological process (GO): sodium ion transmembrane transport
Cellular component (GO): membrane
Molecular function (GO): L-proline transmembrane transporter activity
Source: RefSeq, a predicted model, not a curated record